AUGGAUCCUGGAGCCACAUUGCGACAUUUUGCUAAGACGAUGGUGAAUCUUAGCAGUGGUUUACUCUUAGCUAGGCUUCCGACUCUGAGAAGUCGGAAUGUCGGAUGUGUCGAACUCCUUCUCAGCUUGGGAGUCCCUGCCGGAAGACGAACCUCCGCUGUGCAUCGCAGUUCGACGCCACCUCCACGCCACUAUGAGUUUGCUAUCGUAUUCUUUCGCCAAUCCAAGACCGCUGGCGCAGUCUCGCGGUCAGAUUGGGAUGAUGAAUUCAAAGUAAAUGCGGUCUAUGCUCGUUGGGAAGACCGAUUGUAUUCGGCGAAGUCUUUAUCCCAAACAAUAUUCUCCACAACUAUCAACAACGCUUCGCCAUCGAUAAUGCAGGUUGUAGAUGCCGUCCUCAAAGAGUUUGGUUGGCUUCUUCCUUCUGCUCAUCUCCUUGUCUCAUCUAUGGGGACAAGUUUGCUCGAUUCCAAAAACAGCAAGAAAGGGGACGAUACCAGUCGUCUUUCUUGUUUGAUUUCACACGUGAUCGAAAGUAACCGAGAUGAGAGUUCCGAAAUGUGCACACAGUUAGUACCGGAUUCGAUGCAACAAAAGGUCGUCUUUCAUUCGCCGUUUGAAUACUUUUCAAAACUUCAAGCUAUGAGCCAGACAGUACAUUACGGAGCCCUCUCACAUUUUCGACAUAAUUCUGCUAUGAUGCAGAUCUCUCACAAAGAUUUUCUUGGAUGUCGCUCAGUGCCAACUUUCCGAUUUUCAAAGGCCGAGAACACUGCACGAGGGAAUCCGAAAAAGUAUCGGUGUGAUGUUUGUGACAAAACGUUCAGUAGAAGCAAUACUCUAAUUACUCACAAGGCGAAUGGCGCUGACAAUUAUGCAAGAGCGAUUAUUGAGGGAUUACGGAGUGAUCACAUUGUUGCAAGAACAGAGCAGAGCUCUUCAUGGUCCUGGAUUUUCGCACCAGAUGAGCACGAAUCAUACGGAAUCAUGCACCCAUUGUCAUCACGUCAAAGAUGGCUUUUCCGAUAUCUCUGUGUACCGUUUGUUACGUUGCAGGAAGCACGUAUCAGAGAUCGACCCGUCGUCAGCAUAGAAAAUUACAGCAUAUACUGCAGCGAAGCUGAUGAAAGGAAAAUGGUUAAUGUCGGAAUCGACGCAAAUUCGAAGGUGGGAUACGAACAACAAUUCGAUGUGCAAGGAAAAUGGUAUUAUCCAGCGGUGCGCACGUCGGACAACGGUGACCGUCUGAUCGACUUAUGUGAACAGACGGGCCUCAUCAUCGCUUCCACGUUUAAGAAGAGUCAUUGA
Molecule: messenger RNA, 1308 nt
Organism: Necator americanus (New World hookworm)
Lineage: Eukaryota; Metazoa; Nematoda; Chromadorea; Rhabditida; Ancylostomatidae
Exons: 9
Coding region: 1-1308 (435 amino acids)
Source: RefSeq, a predicted model, not a curated record